This is a messenger RNA of Macrosiphum euphorbiae (potato aphid), 771 nucleotides long. Lineage: Eukaryota; Metazoa; Arthropoda; Insecta; Hemiptera; Aphididae. The record is from the annotation of a GenBank genome assembly.
AUGAUCUUAAAUAAAAAUAUAUUUGCAAUAACCACACCUUUAUCCAAUUACUUACAAAGUAAAUCCAUAGAUUUUAUUCAGGCAUUAAAUUUGGUUGAUGCAUCAAAAGAAAAAUUUACUUCUAUGCGCUGUGAUGCAGAAUUUGAACUAAUGGUAAAUGAAGCAAAACGUUUUGCUGAAAAACACAACACGUCAGAGUUAAAUUUUAAAGAAACUAGACCAAGAAAAAAAAAGGAUGCCUGGUACUUUAAAGUAUUGGAUCAAAUAAUUUCAUCAAUUAAUUCUAGAUUUAGUGGUGCCAGAGAAAUACUUAAAGAUGUAUCUCUUUUGUCUCUUGAACGACUGGUGAAUAUGAAAAAAGACAAUAAAUCUAUUCCAGAAGAUAGUUUCCAUAAUAUAUCAAAUUGGUUAAAAGAUAUUAACGGAAAUGAUUUGAAACGUGAAUACAUUAUGUUUAGUCAUAGUUUAAGAGAUCUCGUUUCAGGAUUAGAAACACCAUUAUUGUUACACAAGCCAGAUGGCCCAGAUGAUACAUAUGAUACGGAUUCAAGUGACAAUACUAACACUGAUGAUGAGGACAACACAGCAGAACGUACCUUUUCUAAGGUGAAGUUAAUCAAAACCAGAUUAAAAUCCACUAUUGAUCAAAAUAGACUGGAAAGUUUGAUGUUAAUCAGUUGUGAGAAAGACAUACAAAUUAACUAUAAUGACGUUAUUGACACAUUUGGAUUAUCAUCACAGGUUUUAAAUGAUGCAUUGAUGUUCAAAUAA